AUGAGAAACUGCACCUCGUCGCGUCGGGCCUUGAGGUCACGGCUCCUCCCGGUACCACAAUGCCAACACCAAAAUCAACAUCAACACCAACAUACAGCACGAUCAAGCUUCUUCUCGGGACGACAGUACUCCAACAAACCGACGCCAUGGACUGAGGAACAAGCAACCCGCGUCUACAAUUUAGGCCUCGGUGCCACCAGCCAGAUGUUCGGCUUCUCAUUUGCCAAACUCGACCGGCGCCCCCCGAUCACGUUCCUGGUCGAGAGCAACCGGAAGGUGGAGGCCUUGCACGAUAGCGGCGGGGAGAUCCAGCUCAUCAGAAAUGGCGUGUCCGAAGUUGCCUGGGGCUUUGAUGUUGAGAACGUGCCAGAAAGCCAUUAUAUGUCGGGUGCGAAGAACUUCGCCUCCGCGAGACACGUGCAGCUCAAGACGCUAGUGCUGGAGACACACCAAAAGUUCUCGACCGAGACCACGCUCAACGAGGAGCACAUGAACUGGUCCUUUGAUGAAAUCCGCUUCCAGAACUUCAGGAGACCCGUGAAGUUUCUCGGUGAUCCGGCAGAUUUGACCUAUCCUCUCGACUCGGCACUGCGGAUUUCGGGGUCAACUGUCAAUAGCUUGGGCCGGCCGGAACUCAAGGUCGUGGAUAACGAGGAAGCCGCAAAAAGCAGCGAGCCCAUCAGAAAUUUGAUAGUUACGUUAGAGCCCCAAUACAUCUCGGCGGCUCUUAACCUCUUAAAACAUCGUUUGAGAUGGGAUUCCACAAUUCUGUUCAUCCAAAAAGGAAUGAUGAUCCAGGAAAUGGUCAACAGGGACGUCUUUCCGGACCCAGCAAGACGUCCAAGUUACAUGAUCGGAACAUUCUCUCAUAAUGUGUCGCCACUCAAAGACACUACACACAAUGUCAGCGACCCUCUGGAUUAUCUGAUUGAACAAUUCGUUUUCUGGGACAAGAAUGACCCUUUAAAUUCCAGACUGAGUUUGACUUCCCAUUCCGAAGCCCUGCUCACUAUCAGCCCCGUGAUCAGGUUUCCAGAGGAGAGCGAAAGGCGGUUUAAGGAACGCAUGAAAAACUCGGUCUACAUCACUGAUCUGCUGCUGAGUGCGAAGAAAUGGCUUAACACCCGCUUGAUAGAUUAUGAGUCCCACAGACGUCUUCGCUACAAGGUCGUUGCCUACGCUUCCAUUGUGCAUCCCAUGACAGUGAUGUUCAACUGUUACAGUAAGUGGAAUGCCGCCUUGCUCAAAAUUACCAUUCCUGAGUGCUGGCACCGGGAUCAUGCCAUUCUCCUCACCCCACGAACUGGAUCUAGAAAUCCUAUACUAACUGCGUGGAUAGACCGCGGGGUUCUAGGCUCUGACCCAGAUCGAAAGCACGUCUUUCAAACGUUGUUGAAUGAAGCAGCAGCGAUUAUCAAACACGACGAUCCACUGUUGGAUUACGACACUCUAUCGACUUACAUCGCUGAGCAGGUCACGAACCAGGGGGAUAAUAUUAGCCCUAUGCUUGUCAAAGUUGCACGGGGGAAACAAACUGCAAUCGAGUGGAACACCGGUGCCAUAAUGAAACGCGGUAUGGACCUGGUCUCGCGGGGAAUCCCAGGCAUCCCAUUCCCCCAAAUGCACCUCGAUGUCCUCAAUCUCGUGCAUUUGAAGGGUCGUCAGGUCGUAAGUGAUAUCCAAGACCGGCUAGACGAGAAGGCAAAGUGGCAACAGGAAAUCUAUCUUCAGCAGCACGAACAGCAGAUGAGACUCCGUGAUGAGGGGGCGCUUCUACCGUCCAAAGAGGACCUCAAGCUGGAGCGCAAGCUGCUCUUCCAGGAGAAGAGAGCUCUGCGACACGAUUUUGGACAGAGGGAGCGCCGGGCUGCGGAGAGGAGGAGACUGAACCCGCUCUCGGCGUCUGCGCCGGACUUUACGGCGCCAAAGAUUGGGUUAGCAAUGGGAAAUACGAGUUUGGGUUUAGACAAGGAUCGGUGGGAAACGCCUGAUAAAGAGCGGUGGGAGACGGGGCCAAUGAAGCUUUUGAGGGAGGCGAGAGAGAUGAGGAUGAAGACCAUGCCGGACACUCCUGAUGCUUCUACGAGUAGUGGAGUCUCGGAAGGAGCAGAGGUUGAGAAAGGGGAGACGGCACCGAUCAAGAUUUUGAGGAAGGCGAGGGAGAGGAGGAUGAAGGCGGUGCAGGAUGCUACUGCUGCUGUUGCUACGGCGAGUGGUGGAGUUCCGUCAGGGGGGGAGGAGGAGAAAGUAAGCAUCUAG
Drepanopeziza brunnea f. sp. 'multigermtubi' MB_m1 is the source of this 2259-nucleotide messenger RNA. NCBI's taxonomy places the organism in Eukaryota, Fungi, Ascomycota, Leotiomycetes, Helotiales, Drepanopezizaceae. The record is from RefSeq and is a predicted model, not a curated record.